Vigna radiata var. radiata (mung bean) is the source of this 809-nucleotide messenger RNA. RefSeq lists its product as uncharacterized. The transcript is spliced from 3 exons. NCBI's taxonomy places the organism in Eukaryota, Viridiplantae, Streptophyta, Magnoliopsida, Fabales, Fabaceae. Bases 58 to 423 code for a protein of 121 amino acids. The record is from RefSeq and is a predicted model, not a curated record.
AAACCCAAUAAUAAUAAUUUGCCCUAAUUUGAAACAGUGAUCGAUCAGAAUCGGAUCAUGGAGAGAGUGUCAGGUUCAGGCACUAACGGAAAAGGAUACGCGUGGGCAGUUUCUGCUGGAUUUAAUGCCGCUCUUGCAGCCAUUUCUGUAAAGCUCCCUCUUCAACAGUUUCUCAGAUACGGAAUGGUGUUAUUGUUCAAUGUAACGAUGUGGGCUUGUUAUGUCAAUAGCCUUAAGGCUCUCUCCUCUCUUCAGGCAACUGUCACCAAUUUCGCUACCAAUUUUAUCUCUUCCGGUUUAGCAGGUUUCUUCUUUUUUAGGGAAUCACUCUCUUUCCAGUGGUUUGCAGGUGCCAUACUUAUAAUAAUUGGUGUAGUAAUACUUAGCAACUCAAGUAUUGAGGAGAAGUUUAGCACAGAUUAGGUGUUAAGAGUUCAGCAUGAUACCUUUUAAGGUUUGCUUGUUGAAGGCGGAGGCUAGCAUCUACAGCUGCAUGGAAGCAUGUUUUGGACUAGAACUUUGAAAUAUCUAGUAGUAAAGUUAGGUAGUUUACAGGGCUGUUCAGUUGACAUGAAACCAGCACAGCAAAAUCAAAAUCGCUUCUUGCCUUCGCCUAUUUAAUAACUCUUGUUAUAUGUCAUUCAGGUUCAGGCAGGCAGUUAUUAGCAGCAAGCAGCCUUUAGUUCUACCAUUUCUUUCUUAAAUUUAGUUUUGUAUUAUGAUCGCAAGGUUCAAUCUGCUAUAGAUUUCUGAAUGUUCAAAAUUCAUCUGCAACUACAAGUUUUCUAGCUCUCCAUUUCUUCCAUGAA